Naegleria fowleri is the source of this 1617-nucleotide messenger RNA. RefSeq lists its product as uncharacterized. The transcript has 2 exons. Bases 1 to 1617 code for a protein of 538 amino acids. The record is from RefSeq and is a predicted model, not a curated record. Lineage: Eukaryota; Heterolobosea; Eutetramitea; Acrasida; Naegleriidae.
AUGAAAAGAUUGUUUCAACAAUCAUCAUGUUUCUUCUCACCUCGACACGGUUACACUUGGUUGGGUGCAUCGUCCAGGCUCUCUUGGAAGCAAAAUCAAGCAGCAAUUAUUGCUUCAACAAUUUCUAAGAGUAACGCCGUACAGUGCAUGCAUCGAAAUAAUCUUACACUUCAACAAUAUAAUAUCCAAAAUCGGAAUGAUGACGAUUCGAAUGAUCAAAUUCCUAUCCCCUAUCACAACAAGCGUACUUUCUCAUUCGACACAGAAUACAAUCAUAAUACUAUGAAAUUGAUGAAAAUUGCUGCUCUUCUGUGUACACUUGUGGGAAGUGGAUUGGCUUGGUAUUUAUUGAAGGGUAACAUGAAUCAAAAGAUGAUCACUUCUGCUCAGGAAGGUUGUGACGAUAAUUUCCAACAAACAAUGAAAAUUGAACCACUACCACCAUCAUCAUCAUCACAACAACAGACUCUUUUAAGCCCCAUUCAAAAGCAACAACUUGAUUUAAUCUUUCAGUCCUUUAAAGAAACCGUUUCCAGUCCUGGUAUGCAAAUUGCAAUUUCUCAAAAUGGAUCACUCAUUUACAAUCAAUGUUUUGGUUUUUCCAACGUUGAAAAUAGAAUUCCCGUCCAUGAGAACACAAAAUUCAGAAUUGCCAGCAUUUCUAAACCCAUCUCAAGCGUGGCACUUGCCUUAAUGAUUGAGAAAGGACUUGUCAAUCUCGACAAACCCAUCUUUCACUAUUUAUCGGAGGAAUCAAAAAAGAAAAUUCCUUCUGAACUCAUCUACAAGGGAGAGAAAUUUAACACCAUUACUCUACGACAAUUGGCCUCACAUUUGAGUGGUGUCAGAGAUUACAACGAUGUUGAGAAGGAAUUCAUGAGCUGGACAAAAAACUAUCGCUCCAUCAUUGAUGCUUGUGAAAUGUUCAUACAGGACGAACUGGUGAACAAACCAGGUGACAAGUAUUCCUAUUCAACGUAUGGCUACACUCUCAUGAGUGCUGUGAUGGAAGAUAUUUUGAAAGCUCAAUCCGAAAAUCCUUCAUUGACACUGGAAACAAAAAUUUUCCUUCAAAAUGCAAAAGAUUUUAAAUCGUUUUGUAAGAAACAUAUAUUUGAUGUACUUGAGAUGAAUAACACUACAUUUGAUGAGAAGGAUAAGAUUAUUUACAAUAGAAGCUCGUUCUACAUGAGAGAUACAUCUGGGGAAAAUGCAUAUGAAUUGUUGAAUGUGCCAAGUGUAGACAAUAGCUACAAAUGGGCUGGAGGUGGCAUGUUAUCCACAUGUCAAGAUCUGCUCAAGUUUGCGAACGGCUUACAAAAAUUACUUCCUCCUUCACAAUAUCGCCAACUCAUUGACCAAACUUUGUGGAUUUCACAGAAAACCAAUGAAGGAUUACCUACUCAAUAUGGAAUUGGAUUUGUUGUGAAAACCAUUCGCUUGAACGGGAAGGAAGAAAAACUCGUGUAUCACACUGGAGGAGCUUGUGGAUGUUGUUCCAUAUUGUGGAUGGUUCCUUCUCGAGGCAUCUCGAUUGCCAUGAUUGUGAACAUUCUUCAUGCAAAGAGAAUGACUGAACUCUGUGAAGAGGUCACUCGACUUCUUUGUCGAGAAUGA